AUCGAGUGAACAAAGCCAAUCUGCAUAACCUCCUCGAAAGAGAUGCCACCGCUACACCGCUAUACUGUACUCAGUAUACUGUAGUCUCGCAAGCCUCUUUCAGGGUCUGGGUCCUCAAGACUAUGGCUACUGGUGGUGGACACGGUGUCGACAGUGGAGAGGCAUCGCCACUAGAUGAGAUAUGUGAUGGCCUGUCACCACUGCAUAAACAACUCUAUCCUGCUCGUACUAAAUGGUUCAAUAUUGGAUUGAACCUGAACAUUGAUGGUAACGACUUGAGUGCGAUCCACGAAACACACAGCCAAAAUCUUGACACCUGUCUCCGUGAAAUGCUGAUUAAACGUCUGCACUCUGGUUUCCCCCUCUCAUGGAGGGAUGUGUGUGACUGUCUCCGAUCUCCAACCGUGGACCGUAAGGAUGUGGCGGAGAAGAUUGAGGGGUGGAGAAUAGGAAUGAUGAGCAAAAAGCAGUCUAAAUUUCCGUCUCCUUUAUCAGAAACUGGCCUAAUAGGCUCAGAUUGCUCAAGCCUGGAUGACCAAGUUAAACACCUGGAGGAGAUCUUUAAUUUGCUAACUAACGAAGGGUAUCGACGAAUUAAGAAAUCUGGCAUUAGUGUAGAAGAUUUCUAUGCUAUUAUAACGAGCAUGAGUGUAUCGUUAAAACACAUUGCAGGAAAUUAUGUUGAAGAAUGCUUUGAGAAAGCAAACACGCUCGCAAAGAUGUGGGGCAAGUUAAAUCAAUUCUGGGAUUUCUUAAACUAUGAGCUCUUCCAACAUGUGGUUCGAGUUAUGUUCACUGAAGCAGGCGAUCCUUUGCUGAGGAAGCUAGCCGAGUACGAAAGUGAAAGGAAAACAUUUCUAAAUGAAACGAAACUUUGCGAUUUUGUUGACCAUUGGCCGUUUUUAAUCGCAAAGCCAAAGAAACAAUCGAUAGUUAAGUUGAAACGAAUAGUCGUUAAAGUAUGCAAAGAAUGGAAAGACUGUACUUUGUAUGAUGUGAAGACAACUAACAAACUUUUUUCAAAAGGAUUUUCCUUACCUCAAGAAUUUAUGCUUGUGGCAGGUGGUAUCAAGAGCAGUGUCUCCAUCAUCUUAUACGUCCCUCCUUCUCUGGCCUACUCAAUAGAGGAACAGGUGAAGCAAGGAAAAGAAUUUAAUUUCUUAGCAGACAACGGCUUUCUAUCUAUCACCAUCGAUGGUAUCCAGGUCUACCCCCUGAGGCAGGCCUCUCUACAAGGUUCUGUGUCUAGUCUCAGUGAGCUGGGUGAGAUCAGUAGUACAUGUAAUGAAGCAGACAAUGAGACAAGUGAUGGAGAAGAGGCAGAUGUUCAUACCACGGACAUUGAAUACACUUUUACAGGUCCUGGAUCUGAAGUGGAAGUAACCUACAAUCAAAUUCUCAAUACUUUUUGUAAAACUAAACUUGAACUACAAGAGGAAAUUGACCUAGACGUGUCUCCAUGCUCGCUCUGGAAAGCUCUUCACAAUGGAGAGCAAUGUAUGGCAUUAGUAUACAAUGGCGAAGGUGAUAAACUGAAAUUCACCAAAUACAUUGAAGAUGUGCAAAAAAAUAAGCCCAAUGUAAUGCCAGCAAAAUGCAUUCAUUUUGAUACUAAACUCUAUUCACACCCUGUUGUCCUGUUUGAAGUUCAUGAUCAGCAACCAUUAAAAGAGUAUUGCUUUUCAUCUGAGGCCUUAUCUGAAAUACAACAGCUUUCAUUGUUAUUGGAUGCUGCUAUUAGUGUUCUUGCGUUCUCACCAGAUAUUACCCUUCAAUUGACUACAGAAUCUCUGUUUGUACAAACAUCUAGUACUAAUGACACAGAAUCUCUGUUUGUACACAAAUCUAGUACUAAUGACACAAAAGCUAUGUUUUUACCUAUAUAUGAGCAAUCAUACUUCCAUCAAUUGGAACCCAAAAUCAAACCUGAGUUACCUAGCUUGAAUUGGCUCAACGAUAGUCUUCUUUUGAUGGUCCAUCGUAAACAGUGCAGCAGCAAUUCCAAACUACCUGAAAACCACAUUCUCUUCAACAUUUUUAAGCACAGGUGGUUCCCAGACGAUAAACUAGGCUCCUCAAGUACUGUAACAGCAGAUGUUGCCAAAGAACUAAAACACAUACUAGAGUUGGAGAAAACCAGACUGAAAAUGAAAGCUACUCUUGAACUAGCAAAUUCUGAAUAUUUGGAGGUACCACAUUUGCACAUGCUUCUCAUUGGGCACACGGGAGUUGGAAAGACGUCCAUCAGAAAGCAUCUUCAGAACAUUCCCUUUAAUGAUAAGGAGAAAAGCACAAUCAUAAUGGAGCAGGAGCUGCUAUAUCAAGAAACAUUUGAAAGUACAAUAGACUCCAAGAAAAGCGCCGUGGUAUUUAAGAAGCACGACAGUGUUUAUAAGAGCGACCCAAAUAAUAUUUAUCUCACUCUCUGGGACACAGGAGGGCAACCAAUGUUUCAAGAUCUUCUUCCUUGCUUCGCCAAAUUUAGAUCUAUUUAUGGUAUUGUUGUUCGACUUUGUGAUUUGUUGGAUAAUUCCAACGCUUCCAUUAGACCUACCUGCCCACUUGAAAUAGAGAGAGAGUCUCCUUACACAUAUACUGAUUACUUGUAUCGAUGUCUUUCCUUCUUAGACUCUAAUUCACUGGAUGUGCAUCUCAGCAACCUUCCAGAUAUAUUAAAGAAGAGAGUAUUCGAAUUAGCUAGUGGAACGGUUUUUCCUAAAAUAGCCUUUAUCGGUACUUUCAAAGAUCAGAUUGACAUAGAUGACAAGCAAGACUUGGAUCAAAAGCUCCUUCAGUUAAAACUCCAUCUGAACUCUCAAGGAACGAACUUUCAUGAAAAGGUAAUCUUGCCUUCAACUUCUACACCCAACUCUUUUAUGUUUGAGAUAGACAACAGACGAUCAGGAGCGAAGUAUGAUGAUCCUGGAAUGAAAGCUUUGCGAGAGCAAAUAGUUUCCUGCACAAAGAGUGCCAAAGCAAAGAUACCUAACAAAUGGGUUGCUUUCAAGAUUGAUCUAGAACGAGAAUCACGUUUACAACAGCCUUGCACAGGAAUUGUGACAUUUGAAAAAGCUAGUGAAAUAGCUAAAAAGUGUAAAACAGACCUUAGAGCAGCUCUCUGCUAUUUUCAUGAACUUGGUAUCUUCAUAUGGUAUCACGACAAGAAAAGGCUCCAAGAAUAUGUUUUUGUUGAGCCUAAGAACCUACUUUCCAUUCUUGGAACUAUUCUUGAUCCCCGAGUGUAUAAGGAUCAUCCUAAGCAAUGGAAGAGUCUUCAAACACAGGGUAUUCUGAAUGUCCAAGUUGGUAAAAAGCUUCUAGAGGAUAGUAAGACUGGUAUCCCGCUAUCAUGGAUUCUUAGCUUCUUUGAAGAGCACCGUUUAGCAAUGCAUAUGCCUUCACUGGAAAGCUACUUUAUUCCGUCUAUGCUCCAAGUGCUUCCCAUUUGUCCUAAUCAUCAGCAUGUAUUUCAUACGAGAAUUUCAGCCUGUUCUGCACUACGUAAUCAUCAGCAUGUAUUUGGUACGAGAAUUUCAGCCUGUUCUGUAUUACCAGCCGAUUUACAAGUGGCACCACUGUUUUUGGUUCCAAUUUCUAAGUUUAUACCACCAGGUUUUUUCCCAAGACUAAUGACUGUACUUUCUGGAAUCAAAAAAGGCAGAAUUAUAUGGAAACUGUCACCCGAUUUUAUAAAUUGUAAGAACAUGGUAUCGUUUGAAAUUAAUAACCAGUUUCGGCUUGUGUUCACUGAGUUUAUUAAUUGUGUUCGAGCUCACUUUGAUGGACUUACUGAUGACAAUCUUCCCCAGCCUGACUUAUGUCUUCAAAUUGUAUCCACUCUGAAUGUGCAGCUGCAAAGAGUUAUCAAUACGAAAUCGAUACGCUUAACAUUUGUGUGUUCUUGCUCCGAACAUUCAUCUAGCACCCACUUUCUCAAAUAUUUGCCAUUUGCAACUGAUAACCAUGCACCAUGUGGUGAACAUACUGGCAAACAAAUGGAGCUCACUGCUGCCCACAAAAUAUGGUUGACCGAUGAACAUCAUCCAAAGAUAGCUACUCUAAAAGAUGCUGAGGCUAGAUUUGAAGAUGCAAUGGAAGGAAGCAAAUUUGGUCUGCGAUUCACAACAAUCCUUUUCACUGGACUGCCAGAAUCAAAUGUCUUUGCUUGCAAGCGAUUGAUCAUGGAUAAAAAUUUCACGCCUUUUGAGUCAACGCAUUCAUUGGAUUCCAUUCCAGCUAACUUUGAAUUUAGUUGCUACACUGUCAGUGGUGAACGUCUUAAAACUCUACAAGAUGACGAUUUGGAUAUGGUGUUUGCUUGUAAUGCUGCAGUACAGACUCCUAAAAUUAACGAGUCAGAUGAAGCAUCAAGCAAUGUGGAUACGGGGUUUGCUCAUAAUGCUGCAAUAGAAACUCCUGGACCAAAAGGAGUUGCUGAAAAUGAUGAGUCAGAUAAAAGUGUUAUGCAAGAAGGACCAAUUGCUCGAGCUGAAAAGGACGAGUCAGAUAAAAGUGUUAUGCAAGAAGAACCAAAAGCAUCAAUUGCUCGAGCUGAAAAGGAUGAGUCAGAUGAACAUUCUAUACAACAAAGACCAGAAGAAUUAUUAAGUGAAAAUCCUGAAAAUAAUCCAAGUAAGCAAGAAAAAUCUAUUCAAUCUAUUGGUAAAGAAGUGCCAAGAUCGAUAUCUGUCGGAAAUUCACCACAGCAUCUCACUUCUAAUCAGCUCUAUGAGCCAAUAUCUAAAAACAGUAUAUUAAAAUGUGUCUCUUUGAAUUCUAAGAAAAUUUUGCAACUAAUGGUCAAUCGCGAUCGAUCGCUUACAACAGAUUUCGAUAAUUUGACUAUUAUUAAUUGCGUAUGCUGCUCCGAUGUUUGGUUGUUAGAUGUACUACCGAUUUUCCUUCAAGGGAUUGCCAUAGGCAUUACCUGUAUUAGUAUGAGCCAAUAUCUUGAAAAAGAACAGGACAGUUCAGUUUCUGGAGAUAAAAUACAAGUCACUAGCAAGCAACUGAUAAAAGACAUUGGCGUGCUAGCAACAAAAUUGCUGGUAGUUGGAAAGCACGCAGAAGUUGAGUCGAUUGAAACUAAUGAGAGAAUGAGUGAGAUUCUUUUUAGGGAUAAUGGACGGGCAAAGUUCAUUACAGAUGAGGAUGGAAAACAAGCAAUAUUUGAAGUCGGAAAAUCAAGGAGUGAAAUAGAACACAUUGAGCAGCAUCUAGUAUCAUCGUUGGCUUUGAUUGAACUGAAGCAAGCCUCUCUAUCCUGGCACAUGCUUGGUCACGCUAUCAAGAUAGUAAUGCGACAAUACAAUCGGGAAUUUAUUAGCAAACAAGAAGUGUUAAUUAUUGCCACUGAAUUCAAACUAUCUAACACUGAUCUUGAACUUGCCUUACUUAACUUGCACAUGAGUGGCUUGAUUCUAUAUUAUGGCAAUGUCCUUCCAAAUGUGAUAUUUAAAGAUUCGAUUGUAUUGAUCGAAUUGAUUGCCCAGAUAAAUCAUUAUGCCAUGCAACAUAAUCAAGGAGCUAUUAUUCCCCUUACUGCAUUUGAAGCUUGUAAACAAUUUUAUGCUGGAGGAUUGUUCACCUGUAAAGAAGCGAUGUCCCUCUUCAAAGAUUUACAUAUAUUAACUGAGCUGAAAAAUUCGUUAUUCUUGAUGCCAUGCUUACUGAGGGAGAAAGUCAGUGUUGAAACUCUCAGCUCUAUUUUCAGUGCAAAAGACACCAAAGUUGCUCCACUUGUGAUCCAGUAUUCAUUAUCCCGUGGCAUUUUUGAGUACAUAAUGUGCUACUUGUGCUCACCGUGCAAUAGUCACCCAUGGCCAUGGAAAAUUAAGGCUCCUCAAUUUCGAGUUUUCAAAAAUUGUGUGCAGUUCAUUUUACCUGGACUGAAUGUUCUCACUACUUUGUAUAGACAGGAAGAUACUGAAAUGACUGUUUGUAUCACUUCAAUGCAAGAUCAUGAUCAUGAGAUUUUACCAUCUAUCAGAAUAGCAAUUGUUAAUGGUUUAAACAAAGCCGCGGAAGCGUUUCACAUUUCUGGCCAAGCUAUUCCUGUUGUGGGGUUUCAUUGUACAUGUGGUCAGGUUGACCACACACACAUGAUUGUUCCUAGCACAGAGGGUCACUGGAGAUGUUCUGCUACAAAUGAAGUACUUGCACUUCUUUCUGUUCAAGAAAUCUGGUUUAUCAAUCGUAAUGGUACUGACACAGUUACCGUUCACAACGUGUUUGCUGAACUCAUCCCAUGGUCCAAUUCGUGGUACAAACUAGGAAAGCUCUUCAACUUGGAGAGUGAUGUGCUGGAAACCAUAACAGUACAGUACCGCCAAGACACAGAUACAGCACUAAUGGAGGUGAUCAGAAAAUGGUUCCACACUCAUCACAACCCAAGCUGGGAGGAGGUUCAACAAAUCUUCUUGUAUAUGAAACAAUCAGAUACUUCUAUAACUGAACGUUCCAUGACUGAAGAUGUCUUUAAAGAGUGUCUCCCUAGCCUUACACAGUUUGUUAGCAUAUCCACACUCCUUCCAUACUUGCUCAAAUAUCGUCUGGUACAUAUGGCUGACAUCGAUUCUGUACAAUCGCCGUAUCUUGACAAUGUAACUAAGAUAACUAAUCUUUUCAAUCUAACGAAAAGAAAUGGAGGUGAAAAUGGUUUUGACCUACUUUACGAUUGCUUGUUUAAUACCAGUGAGGAGCAUCGAGGACAUGAUGAAAUUAUUCAAGAGCUUAACAGAUGUGAAGAUGUUACAAAAAUCUAUAUUCAAAACCAAACCUACUUGAAGAAACUGGACGAGCUGAUGACCGACAAAAACAACACCAUCGAGCUACACUAUCUCAAGACACACUUCAUUGGUCCUUCGGGUAUUGGCAAAACGACCACUCGACAGCGGCUUGUUGGAUCCAUUACUAACCUGUCUUUGCUGCCCGAAGAUCAAAGGAAACGUUGCAGUACAUUACUAGCCGAGUGUGAACAAGUAUUGGCCUUUGUGGACAAAUCUGGAACAAAGCUUGAAUUCAAAGCAUCUUCAAGUCUAGAGGAAGAAACACAGUUUAUCUUCUCUUACCUUAUGUCCUGUGAACCUUUUGAAGACAGCAAUACUAGUCCACCUAAGGAACAGCCCACACAAGAAACCACUGACCCCAAGAAGCAAACUCAACUCAAGAUCGAUGAAGCACCAGUAUCAGCAACUGAUCAGCCAACACCAGAACCACCGGAAAAGAUCAAUGAAGCUGCUACUGCACCCAAAGAAACGUUAUCACCAACACCUGGGACAACACCAGAAACGGUAUCACCAACUGAUCAGCCAACACCAGAACCACCGGAAAAGGUCGUGAAAGUGACCACUGUAGAUGUUGGAAAGGUUGUCUCGAGACUCCGGCGUAUUGUGGGUUCAGGAGAGUACACUAAAGAGCUGCUGAACAAAAUCCUACUCAAUCUGGUCGAUAUAGGUGGGCAGCCUGGAUUCGUGGAGAUGUUUCCAUUUUUAAGCAAAGGCCCAGGGAUUUUCCUGGUAUUCUUUCGACUGGACAAAGAUCUCGAUGACAUGUGUCAAGUCUCCUACGAACGAGGAAAGGACAAGAUCACACCGUACGAUUCAACGUACACAAGCAGAGAAUCACUCUCUCAAAUCCUCUCAGCUAUCAGCCACCAUACCAAGAUUGACUCGGAUAUUGACAGAGAGCAGUGUAUUAAACUGGGCAAUCUAGGCUAUGCUAAGCCUGUUGCUACCCUCAUAGGUACUUUCAAGGAUGAACUGGCAAUGCAAAUCAAAGUCGAUCUUCUGUACGAGAAAUGUUGUUAUUCAACCAGCAAGAGCGAUAGUACCACUGCCAGUCAAGGCCACAAACAAAAGAAAGCAAUUCGGAACAUUUUGACUCAACAGAAGAGUGAUGAGCAAGCUAACGUCAGUGCAGAAGAUAGGGCUGCCAUUGAGCAAACAGUCAGCCAACACCUCAACUCAGACACUUUCAAGAAAGAUGUCCAAGACCGUUUAGAGCAAAAGUUGACAGAGAAAAACGAAGCUGUGACCAAGAUUACCAGCAAGUUUGAGAAAUUACUUUAUAACCCAAAAGACAAGAAGUUCAUAGCAGUGGACAACUACGAAGGCACUGAUUCUGAUAUGGAACCUCUUCGUGAGCAUCUUCAUGGCUUUAUCAGUAGCUAUUUCAGAGAUGCCAAGCUUCGAAUUCGCCCACAACAGCUUUUGUUUGGAGUUGUACUGAGAAAAGAAUUUGACAUCGUGUCUAUGGAAGACUGCAUUCGUAUCGGUACCGAGGGAUUAAAGAUGAGAGAGAAGGAGGUUCGAUUCACCGUUUGGUACCUGGAUCGGUACGUUGGAACUUUGAUCUAUCAUCCAGAGAUCAAGGACAAAGAUGGUUGGUUUGGGAACUUUGUCAUUUGCAACCCCCAAGUGGUAUUCAACAGUCUCAGUGUUCUCGUUGUCAAUCCGCUGCUGGAGCUCCAUUCUGAAGACAGCCGUAUUCAGUUUAAUGAUGCUGAGAGAAGGAAUUGGAUACUCAAGGGGCAAUUCUCACUGAAAACAAUCACUCGAUGCCAUUCCGAUGUAAACCAGGGUGUGAAGAAAGACCAGUUGAUUCCUGUUGAGAAGCUGCUCAUACUGCUCGAGCAUUCCCACCUUUUGGCCAAAAUCACAACAGUGGAGGAAGACCAUACCACAGAAGAAGUUGAAACGACAUAUUUCAUCCCCGCUAUUCUCAAGUGUGCAUCUCGCGAGGAACUAACGAAACCACCCCCCACUGGCAUUGAUACACCCUCUCCAAUCAAGAUCACAUUCAAACCCCAAUACGUUCCCAUUGGAGUAUUUUGUGCCAUGAUCAGUGAAUUGGUCUCAAGGGGGAGUACUGGAAUUCUGGGCAUGACUUGGAAACUUGCCACUGAUACCUCAGUAAAGAGAAACCUCGUCUCCUUUCACAUUGACGAAUCUGCCAAGCAUUUUGUUACCCUUAUCGCUAACGUCGAUUGCUAUGAGAUACGGAUUAUUCGACAGGACAGGGACCAUACGAUGCACGAGCUUUGUUCCUACGUCCUCUCAACCCUCCUCUUGGUGAUGAAGGACAUCAGUCCACUACUCACUCCAAUCAUUGCCUUCGACUGCUACUGUGGCAAACAUAAAGAUGGUUCCAAGCUUUGUCUCCUCACACCUGGAGCUGAUCCCUGCUUUAAAUGCACCAGCAAAGUCUCUCUGAGUCCUCACCAAGAAUGCUGGUUCGCAGAAGAAGUCAGCCUCGGGGAUGAUGUGUUCCUCCUUGCCCUGCCCUUUGCCUCUAAGCGAGAGUUGAGGGACAAGAGCCUCUCUUUCGAGUGGAGCAAGAGAAGACCCAGAAUUAGUGGGACUGAAAAUGAAUUGGAAGUCAAGGCCCCGUCAAAUAGUCACUUCAAGGGCUUUAUCAGUUGUGAGAUCUCCAAGAACCAGAAGCAUUUCUUCACCGUGUACCACUGCCUCAAAGAGAGUGUUGAGCACACCUCCAGCUCUGAAACUGAUCAGCUGUUUGCAGAUGUGAAGGAAGUGAUCAAAGAGAUACGCUCUGACUGGUACACCCUGGCUAUAGAACUGGACAUUGACUAUGCAACUAGGAAUAGUCUUGAGAAGGACUAUCGCUGGGUUGAGCCAUGCUUUGAGGCCAUGCUGACACACUGGGUGAAGCGCUCCUCUCCUCCCCCCUCCUGGUCUGCCCUUGUUAGAGCACUAGAGUCUCCCGCCAUUGCUCGUGGGGACAUUGCAACAACCAUUAAGACAAAAGCUACCAGCGACAUCUCUCCUGAUAUUUUUCAUCUCACUCACGGUAACGCUGGCUACAGUGUGCUGGUGAGCUGCAGUGAGAAGAUAGUCCAGUCACUGUCUCAUGAGCCCAAAGCCCUAGCUGUUAGUUUCCUGUCAGUCGGACUCAUCACUGAGCGUGUGUUGCGAGAGACUAACGAGCUGAACGAGAUCAAAGCUGACAAAGCCACUAGACUGUACACUGCCCUGCUGGGUGUGGUCAAACACCACCCUCACAAGUACCACGAGUUUGUCUCCACUCUCAGACUCAACCCACUACACACUGACUUGGUCACACUAUUAGAUAGCAAGUACACGUAGUUUGUCUACACGUAUA
Molecule: messenger RNA, 10122 nt
Organism: Halichondria panicea
Lineage: Eukaryota; Metazoa; Porifera; Demospongiae; Suberitida; Halichondriidae
Exons: 16
Coding region: 123-10106 (3327 amino acids)
Biological process (GO): retrograde vesicle-mediated transport, Golgi to endoplasmic reticulum; intra-Golgi vesicle-mediated transport; intracellular protein transport
Cellular component (GO): endomembrane system; Golgi apparatus
Molecular function (GO): GTPase activity
Source: RefSeq, a predicted model, not a curated record